Myotis brandtii (Brandt's bat) is the source of this 342-nucleotide messenger RNA. RefSeq names its product 60S acidic ribosomal protein P1. Gene Ontology annotation, cellular component: ribosome; cytosolic large ribosomal subunit. The transcript is spliced from 2 exons. The coding region runs from base 1 to 342 and encodes 113 amino acids. Lineage: Eukaryota; Metazoa; Chordata; Mammalia; Chiroptera; Vespertilionidae. Gene Ontology annotation, biological process: cytoplasmic translation; translational elongation. The record is from RefSeq and is a predicted model, not a curated record. Gene Ontology annotation, molecular function: ribonucleoprotein complex binding; structural constituent of ribosome; protein kinase activator activity.
AUGGCUGCUUGUAACGAAUUGUCACAAAUUUAUAAUAUUCUCAUCCUGCAAAACAAUGAGGUGAUGGUCACAGAUGAUAAGAUCAGUGCCCUCAUUAAAGUAGCUGGUGUAAAAGUUGAGCCCUUCUGGUCCAGCUUGUUUGCAAAAACUCUAUCCAACGUCAACAUCAAGAGCCUCAUCUGGAAUGUAGGGGCUGGCAGACCUGCCCCAGUAGCUGGUGCUGUACCAGCCAAUGGUCCUGCCCCCUCCACUGCUGCCCCAGCUGAGGAGAAGAAAGUGGAGGCAAAGAAAGAAGAAUCUUUGGAGUCUGAUGAUGACACGGGCCUUGGUCUUUUUGACUAA